CUCAGACAGCCUGAAAUGAAAGUCAGAAAAAAACAGCUGACGUGUGUUCUGAGAAACUGAAACUGUUUUUCCUUCUUGCUAGAAACUGAAAGUUACUGUCAACAUGGACACCAAACCUCAGAGCAAGAGAAUAGCUUUGGAUAUCAAAGAAUGGGAGCAGACAUUUCAAGAACUGAUCUGUCAGGAGAAACCCCGGGCCAGAUGGACCCUGAAGAUGGAUGGAAACCUUCGGCCAAACUGUGUGGCCCAGGGGUGGAGGCAAUACCAGCAGAGAGGAUUUGGCAGGUUUCAGUGUUCCUCAUGCCGUCGAAGCUGGGCUUCCGCCCAAGUGCAGAUACUAUUCCACAUGUACCUGGAGAACCAGAAAUCCACGGGCAAGGUGCUCAUGCGGAUCUUUGGACAGAGGUGCAAGAAGUGCUUCCAGUCUCAGUUUGAGAAGCCUGAUUUCUCCCCAGAAAGCAGCCAGAGGAUUCUGAAAAACCUGGUGCAGCGUGUUCUGGAGAAAUUCUACAGAAAUGGUAUCAGGAAGGUUUCGGAGAUACCUGUGAAACCGGAAGUACCUUUGGAUGGGUCCCAUGACAAGGCCAAUUGUGAAGCAUGCAUUCUGGGCUACUGUGGACUGAACUUAGAAAACUGCAUGACAGGGCCAGGAAAAUCCUCUCUCUCCUACAUGAACACUGGGAGUUCCUCUCCUCACAAUGGUGACGAGUGUGGCCAAAACCGAUCUAGGAACCACUCAGCAGCGGGGAGUGGGUAUUCUGAAACCCUUAUAGGCUCAGGGCCCAGCCAUGUCACUGCUGGGAUCCAAGUGCCUGGGACAGGCCCUCAGCCUAAACGGGAGAUGGGCCAGCUGUUCACACCAGGGGGAGAUCGACAGGCGGCGCGGGCAACCGGCCCACAGCCCAUCCAAGUAGCAAGAUCACUUCCCCCAGGGUGCACCGAUCCACGGCCCAAUCCAGCAGUAGGCCCACUACCUGCAGGGGGUGCAUAUUCACAGUCUACACUGGGGAGAGGACUGCAGGCCCCCCGGAUGACGUACUCUCAGGCUAUAAGGAUGUCAGGCCAGCGGUCAACACAGGACGCACAAGCCACACAAGGGGCACAGCUUCAGGCCGCAAAGACAACAGAGCCACAGCCCACCAGAGGGACAAUGCCAAGGGCCACAUCAAGGUCAGACAGUCAGGCUAAAGCGAGGGCAGGCCCCCUGCCACAGGGGUCAAGCUCACAGCCUGUACAGGGGGCAAUCCCAAAGGCCACAACAGGGUCAGACAUUGAGGCUGCAGGGAAGGCAGGCCCCCUACCCCAGGGGUCAAGCUCACAGCCCACACGAGAGGCAAUCCCAAAGGCCACAUCAGGGUCAGACACUGAGGCUACAAGGAGGGCAGGUCCCCCAGUGGGGUCAAGUGCACAGCCCACAUGGCCACAUGUAGGACCUUCGUGUGGAAGUCAAGCUGCCUGGGGCAGGGAGGAGAGGUGGUCACCUGGAGGGUCUGCUUCAAACAGCUUUUACAGAUUACCUCCCUCAAAUGAUUUCCGUAACCAGGAGCAGCUCUUCAGGUGGGGCUAUGCCUGUGUUUUCGCUCUGUUUACCUUUCUGGUGUCUAAAUACUUAUGAUUAGAAUGAUACAGAAAAAAAAAAAAAAAAAGAGCUGUCUUCUCUUGUCCUACUUUCAUGGUAGUCAGUGAAGUGGCUGCCAUUUUAAUAUGACAAAAUUUGCUCUGGGACCAAUGCAGGGUCAGGUUUAGAGAAUAACCAAUGGUUCCUGGACCUCCUCUGUAGGUAGUUCAAAACAUGACCCAGGGAAUGCAAACUGAUUCAGCUACUAUAAAGAAUACUAUGGAGAUUCCUUUUAGAAAACUAAAAAUAAAGCUAUCAUAUGACCCAGUAAUCUCACUACUAGGCAUAUACCCUUAGGAAACCAUAAUUGAAAAACACACUUGUAUCCCAAUGUUCCUUGCAGCAUUAUUUACAAUAGCUGGGACAUGGAGCAACCUAGAUGUCCAUCAGCAGAUGAAUGGAUAAAGAAAUUGUGGUACAUAUACACAAUGGACUAUUAGCUACAGAAAGG
Messenger RNA from Capra hircus (goat), 2069 nucleotides. RefSeq names its product receptor transporter protein 4 (gene RTP4). Lineage: Eukaryota; Metazoa; Chordata; Mammalia; Artiodactyla; Bovidae. Gene Ontology annotation, molecular function: olfactory receptor binding. Gene Ontology annotation, cellular component: cytoplasm. The record is from RefSeq and is a predicted model, not a curated record. The transcript is spliced from 2 exons. Bases 104 to 1615 code for a protein of 503 amino acids. Gene Ontology annotation, biological process: detection of chemical stimulus involved in sensory perception of bitter taste; protein insertion into membrane; protein targeting to membrane.